Messenger RNA from Leptinotarsa decemlineata (Colorado potato beetle), 1068 nucleotides. Its product is annotated as protein FAM89A. The record is from RefSeq and is a predicted model, not a curated record. NCBI's taxonomy places the organism in Eukaryota, Metazoa, Arthropoda, Insecta, Coleoptera, Chrysomelidae.
CGCAAGAAAACGCCUUUAGUAAUGAAAUGUUACAUUUUGAGAAACUUUUAACCGACAGUUUACGCAUCAGAACUGUCAAGUGUCGCAUCAAAACUGACAGUUGACGUAUCAUAAGUGAGAGACCACUGAGCUUUUGACAGUUUUGUGACAAAACAAUAAACAAUAUUUAGAAUUAUUAUAUUCAGUUGCCAGAAAUAAAAGAAUAGGUGAAAGAUGUCGCUGCACGGUCUUCCUCCACUGCCAAAAAGUCUAAGCAGCUUCAUGAUAUCAGAAGCAACUCCAACUCCCCCAACGCCAUUGAGGAGCAGUUCAAUUCGUCCAGGUACUGGCAUCAAACAGCCAACAGGAUAUUCGUCUCACAUAAAAGUUGGUGGCAGUCCAGAGCCGAGUUUUCGAACGUCUUCUGCUGGCAGCUCUACAAGAAAGUCAACCAGUCUUGAUACGAAGCUGGCUAUUCUUGGACAAGAAAUGUUCAAUCUUCGACAACUCGACCUUACUGUUCUCUCCCAGCUAUGGACUCUGAACGAGUCAAUUCAAGAAUUCCGCAACAUUCUACAAGAACAAGAAGAUCGUGUUCUUUCACCUCCAUCAAUUUCUCCCACACCCUCCUCCGGAGAAGAAGUAGAUGCUGAUGAAUUUUACCUAUCAACAACUUCUUUGAAUUUCAGAACUGUAGUGACACAUCCAGAACACCGACAAAGUGUUUCAUCGAAUACAUCAAGUGUUGGAUAGACCAAAUGAAGGAUUAUAUGAAGGGAUUCUAUGACCUUCAAUGUUUCGAAAUAAAGAAUAGUUGUUACCAUCUUGUAAAAGACAUUUACAGUCUCCUUCAAGUACCAUAUAAUAAUAUUUCCAUUGUUAUGUUUUUACAAUGCCUCUAUAUAUAUUCCAAAUUUCUUUUUCAUGUUAGCUUGGACACUGAAAAAACAAUCUCAGAAUCGAAUAGUGUUUAUCAUUUUCUGAUGAUAUUAUGAAUAGGUAAUUAGCCUUAGGUGCGGAAAAGUUUUAAAAAAAUUAGUGUUCAGAUAUCUACUCUAGUGAUGAAAAAAUAAAUACUUCAAAAUAAAA